Messenger RNA from Huiozyma naganishii CBS 8797, 843 nucleotides. It is a transcript of the gene DCI1, whose product is annotated as putative dodecenoyl-CoA isomerase DCI1. NCBI's taxonomy places the organism in Eukaryota, Fungi, Ascomycota, Saccharomycetes, Saccharomycetales, Saccharomycetaceae. Gene Ontology annotation, biological process: fatty acid beta-oxidation. The record is from RefSeq and is a predicted model, not a curated record. The coding region runs from base 1 to 843 and encodes 280 amino acids. Gene Ontology annotation, cellular component: peroxisomal matrix. The transcript has a single exon.
AUGUCGGAAAGAUUAAGCUACAUGAGGAAAUCGAAUUUCUUGGUCAUCUCCAUCCAUGACCCAGCUCACUUGAACUCGUUGAUGAUGGAGGAUUUCUUGCAGAUUGCCAUGUGGUUGAACGAGACGAACGAUGAUCCGGGACUCGCUUUAACCGUAAUUCAAAGCACUGGUGAUUUCUUCAGCGCUGGUGGGAAAUUUGAGUCCGUGUUGGAUAACGAGGCAAGGAUCGCUAGUGAGGGGGGGAGUGCACCGUUAGCCAAACUGUACCAGUACAUCAGUGCCAUUGCCCCACCAAAUCUGUACUUCACACAAGCGUUCCAAGCGCACAAACGACCCAUUGUGUGCUGUUUGAACGGACCCGCAUUCGGGUUUGCCGCAAGCGUGGUGAUGCUUUGCGAUGUGCUGUUCACGAGGGAUAACUCCCAUGGGUACAUCAUGUUCCCCUUCACGCGGCUCGGGUUUGUCGCGGAGGGCGGCACCUCGGUGACCCUUUACGAGAAGUUGGGGGUCAACGCUACGAACGAGGCUCUCUUUUUCAGCGAGCGAGUGUCCUUCCAGCAGUUACAAGACAGUGGGUGCAUCGCUAGGGAGUAUCGGGACUGCAGCACCACGGAGGAGUUCAACCGCAGAGUGCUAGGCGACCUGUCCACGAUCAUAGAACCGCUGAGCCACAGAUCGAUGAAACUGUCCAAACAACUCAUUGCCUCGGAUAUCCGGCAGAAAAUGGCCGCUGCGCAGAGCCACGAGACACUGUCCACACUCCCCUUCUGGGUUGACGGUGAACCUGGGAGACGGUUCGCCACACUGGCCAAACAGCGAUCAAGAAAGGACGCCCGUUUGUAA